AUGCACCACAUUUUGUCUGAACUCUGUGCGCCCCAGUUCAGCAAGUUGGCACCAGGGGCUGGCAGUCCCCCAGGCGCCCACGUCGACCCCAGUAUAAUUCUACAACGUCACCUGUUCUGUGCUAUAGAGGUGAUGCACUUCUUACUAAUGCGUGUCACAGCGGUGACUAUCGCGACACUUAUAAUAGAUAUAAUUAUCCCGCUCUUACAUCCAAGAAACCAUUAG
Molecule: messenger RNA, 225 nt
Organism: Danaus chrysippus (African queen)
Lineage: Eukaryota; Metazoa; Arthropoda; Insecta; Lepidoptera; Nymphalidae
Source: the annotation of a GenBank genome assembly